Syngnathus acus (greater pipefish) is the source of this 1387-nucleotide messenger RNA. RefSeq names its product golgin subfamily A member 7-like. The record is from RefSeq and is a predicted model, not a curated record. The transcript is spliced from 6 exons. Gene Ontology annotation, biological process: peptidyl-L-cysteine S-palmitoylation; protein targeting to membrane; Golgi to plasma membrane protein transport. The coding region runs from base 103 to 537 and encodes 144 amino acids. Gene Ontology annotation, cellular component: Golgi stack; palmitoyltransferase complex. NCBI's taxonomy places the organism in Eukaryota, Metazoa, Chordata, Actinopteri, Syngnathiformes, Syngnathidae.
CGCUUCACAACACCAUACUCUUAUUUUGAAGACGCACACCGGAAGUGACGUUGAACCCACACUGCUGUGACUGCGCAGCUGCAACACGGAAAAACAUUCACUAUGGCUGAGACUCACAGUUUACAGGAGCUCCAGCAACCUGUUGUCAGCACCAAGGUGUUCAUUCAGAGGGACUACAGCUCAGGAACUCUUUGCAAAUUUGUGACUAAAUUCCCUGCCGAACUCGAAUCCAGGCUGGACAGGCAACACUUUGAGGAGACUAUUCAGACUUUAAACAACCUGUAUGCCGAAGCAGAGAAGCUCGGGGGGAAAUCCUACUUAGAAGGCUGCUUGGCCUGUCUCACUGCCUACACCAUAUUUCUCUGUAUGGAGACCCAGUAUGAAAAGGUGUUAAAGAAAGUCGCCCGAUACAUUAAGGAGCAAAAUGAGAAGGUCUACAUGCCCAGGAACCUACUGCUGACUGACCCCAUUGAGCGAGGCCUCAGAGUCGUUGAAAUCACAGUCUUUGAAGACAGAGGUUUUGUCCCUACAAAUUAAGCUCAGGACUGGUGACCAACUGAUCAUCCAAACAAGCACUCGGAUGUCCGCUUCUCCCUAAUCAAUGUAUAUAAUAAUUUCUUGCUCUCUUUUUUUAUUUAUAUCCUGCACAUUCCACUGACUAUGUUCCUCUACUUUACUUUGUACACAUGGUGAUUGUUCUGUGCACAAGGUGAUGUAUCAAGCUGAUCCAAGACCGGGCCUUUAAAAUAGUGCCAAUGUGGACCAUUAAUAUGCCUCCAAUUCCUCCAAUAGUUAGAUCAGUGUUUUGUGUGUACCAUCUUGUUGGUGAGAGUUGCUGUGAAAUCAGAUGCGAAAUUAAGUAGUAUGUAAAUCGGGAACUGUGGUAAUGUGUUAAUUUUUAAACUGGAGAUAUUUUAUGUAUCUAAGUUGAUAUUUUUACAGUUUUAUAAGCAGAUCGUUAAAGGUGCCACUCUUAAAUUGUCUGAGUUAUUGUAAAUGUGGGUAUGAUCACCACAGAGCCGCUCCGCUACUCAUUCCACAUGCUGGUUGAUAUGGGUGGUGUACUUUUCUUAUCAACCAUUUAUUUAAGUUUGUGUUUCCCAACUUUUGCAGCAGUAUUCUACGGAAUUUGGUUUCUCCACAUAACCUACUUAAAAAAUACAUGUAUUGCCAUAAAAGACAUCUGACCUAUAAAAUAAUAAUGACACAAUAUAGAAACUACAUAGAUACAGUGGUUACGUCUGCCUUAUUAUCAAUCCACACAAAGGUUUGCUUGCGAAACCUUGAUCUAACUAAAUGGCCUUUGGUCUUAACACUUUUUACUUUUGUUAUUAGUCAAGUAAGCAUUUAAUGAAUGUUUCUGUAAUAAACAGUACAUAUACACGUA